Messenger RNA from Ricinus communis (castor bean), 1188 nucleotides. RefSeq names its product stearoyl-[acyl-carrier-protein] 9-desaturase, chloroplastic-like. Gene Ontology annotation, molecular function: stearoyl-[ACP] desaturase activity. Lineage: Eukaryota; Viridiplantae; Streptophyta; Magnoliopsida; Malpighiales; Euphorbiaceae. Gene Ontology annotation, biological process: fatty acid biosynthetic process. Gene Ontology annotation, cellular component: chloroplast stroma. The record is from RefSeq and is marked provisional.
AUGGCUCUAAAACUCAACCGACUAACCUUCCCACCAGCCCACAAACUCCCUUCUCAAUCUCCGUUCCAGAGAUCUCCUAAUAGAGUUUUCAUGGCGGCCACUGUUGGUUCCACUUCCACCAAAGAGGUUGAGAAUCUAAAGAAGCCCUUUAGUCCUCCACGAGAGGUACAUGUUCAAGUGACUCAUUCGAUGCCUCCGCAAAAGAUGGAGAUAUUCAAAUCCUUGGAGGGUUGGGCUGAGGAUAAUAUAUUGGUGCAUCUAAAACCUGUUGAGAAAUGUUGGCAACCACAAGAUUUUCUUCCAGACCCCGAGUCGGAAGGGUUUUAUGAGCAAGUCAAGGAAUUGAGGGAAAGGGCAAGGGAGCUGCCCGAUGACUAUUUUGUUGUGCUGGUUGGAGAUAUGAUCACUGAAGAAGCGCUUCCAACUUAUCAGACAAUGCUUAACACCCUAGAUGGAGUUCGAGAUGAGACUGGUGCAAGCCUUACUUCUUGGGCAAUCUGGACAAGGGCAUGGACUGCUGAAGAGAAUAGGCAUGGUGACCUUCUCAACAAGUAUCUCUACCUAUCUGGUAGGGUGGAUAUGAAGCAUAUUGAGAAGACAAUUCAGUAUCUGAUUGGGUCAGGAAUGGAUCCUAAAACAGAAAACAAUCCAUACCUUGGUUUCAUCUACACUUCAUUCCAAGAGAGGGCAACAUUCAUAUCCCACGGGAACACAGCUAGACUAGCGAAGGAGCAUGGGGACAUGAAGCUGGCACAGAUAUGUGGCAUCAUUGCUGCCGAUGAAAAGCGACAUGAAACUGCCUAUACUAAGAUAGCGGAGAAGCUCUUUGAGAUUGACCCGGAUGGCACUGUCAUGGCUUUAGCUGACAUGAUGAGGAAAAAAAUCUCAAUGCCUGCCCACUUGAUGUUCGAUGGGCAGGAUGAUAACCUUUUUGAUCACUACUCCUCUGUGGCCCAGAGGAUUGGUGUCUACACUGCCAAGGACUAUGCUGAUAUUCUGGAAUUUCUGGUGGGAAGAUGGAAGGUAGAGAAUCUGAUUGGUCUUUCUGGUGAAGGGCGUAGAGCUCAGGAUUUUGUAUGUGGAUUGCCUGGAAGGAUUAGAAGGUUGGAGGAGAGAGCCCAGGGAAGGGCAAAGCAAGCAGCGACUGUCCCGUUCAGCUGGAUAUUUGGUAGAGAACUGAAGCUUUAA